GCGGUCCCUCAGUCGUCAGUGACGGGCGCUGGAUCCGCUCAGCAGCAGCAGCAGUCGCCUUUUGACUCGCUCGGAGCAGCAAACAACAACAACAACACAACCACCACGACCACCACCACCGCUGUUACCUCCACACGGACACACACAGGGAGAGAGAGAGAGAGACAGGGGCCGGUGUUGGGCAGCCACAGCAGCGAUAUGGACGGCGACAACAAGAGCACUAGCGCCGUGGCACAGGAGACGGCCCGCCUGGAGGAGCAGCUGCAAGGCUGGGGGGAGGCUCUGCUGGCUACAGACCGUGUACUUCGCUGGGAGAAACCAUACUACCCAGCUCUCGUCGUUUCUGCAACCACUUUAAUCUUCCUAGUGAUUUACUGGCUGGACCCAUCUGUGCUUACGGGCCUCUCAAUCGUGGUGAUGUUGGUCUGCCUGGCAGAUUACCUUAUUCCAACCCUCACUGCUAAGUUCCUCAGUUCAAAGCAAUGGACUACGGAGCAGCAGCAGCGCUUUCAUGAGAUCUGCAGCAGUCUGGUGAAGGCCCGCUUGUCUGUAGCUCACUGGGGACACCAACUGUUGGCACUUAAAGAGGAGAAGCCAAAAGUGUACUUCAUCUCCGUGACUACUGUCCUUGCUCUGGCUGCUUGGAUUGGUCAGCAAGUUCAUAACCUUCUUCUUACUUUCCUGAUUGUGACUUUUCUGCUGCUCUUUCCUGGACUCACCCAACAAGGGAUAAUCUGCAGUUAUGUGGGCAUGGCAAAACGAGAGAUCAACAAGCUCCUUAAACGCAAGGAGAAGAAAGCAGAAUGAAAAGCCUUUCUCAUUGCUGCACCGUUCUGGUAUAAUUAACAUAGAGUGGACCAGUCGACUUGCUCCAAGUUAGCCUGCAAAAUGUAGUUGUACGCUAUAGCAGAACAUUAAUGUGUUAGGAUUUUGUAUUUACUGGUGUGAACAUGUGUAAUCUAUUUUGAGGUUUGAUGCAAAUGCACUGUGCAUCAAUAUUGCAUGAUGGGUUUUCUGCCUAAAGGUUGUUUAAAGAAGUGGCAUUUUAAUAAGCUCUCAUGACUGAAUUAUAAUUAGUAGUAGUUGUGUCUGCAUAUUUCCGAAACGUCUUCAGAAAACAUUUCAAGGGCGCUUCAACAGUGGGACUAUGUUAUCUUUGCUCUGUAAAUGUAGAAACGUUCAGAUGUUCUACAAAAAACUAUAUUAUGCAUGGGGUGAAUUCUCAACCACAUACUUUGGUGUCACACUGGAGAUUCUUGCACUAAACGAUCGGUGUUAACGUUUUACUCUUUGCCAUUCUUAUUAUUCCCACAAGUAUUUACCAAUGUAUUUUUUAAUUUGGUUGGUCCUUUUUGCAUAUGUGCUUUUCUAGAAGAGAAUCUUCAUUUUAAGUAGAAAAUUUGCUUUCAAACCUUUAAAUACACUGAACUAAGCAGCCGCAGAUACAGUAAAACCGCGAUGUAAUUGUGGCGUGAGAAAACAAAUAUAUAACGUAAAUGGAUGGAAGAAAAAUACAAAUAAAGAUUGGUUUGCAAAUGGUGUGUCACCGUAAAGUCCCAAAUGUUAAGCGGCGAAUCCAAAACCCACAUCCCCUCCAUUGGUCACGGGGUAGUUGGCAAACGGCCAUCAUCCCUUUCAGCUCCCUCAGUCGCACAUGUGCAAUUGGGCACACAGAUGCAUGCAUUUUCCAUUAUCACGUGGAUAGCCGAAAACGAAGGUGUGGUAUGUAUUCCAAUGCCUAUGAAAUAUCCAGCCUUUACUGGAUUGAAUUAUUGAACCCACAAAAAAUGCAUUAACUGGAAUACUAGAUCAGAGUACUGAAACAUUGUGGGAUGACAGAACUAUUGUGGUUUUUGAGUCCAGAAUUAGUCAUCUAAAUGGCAACUGAAGAUGCAAAUUGAAAUGUGGUUUAAUGAGUAUGCAGCUCGAAGAAAAUAAGCAAUUACCAACCAUAAUAAUGGAAGCUUUUUUCUUAUUAACUUAAGAUUUUGUUCCAGUAACUUAUUGGCAGUGUUUUUCAGUCGAGGGGAUCCCUGCAAAGUCUCCUUUGAAUGAACAUUAAAAUGCAAAUUUUAUAAGCCACAAGUUGAACUAACCGCACCGGCAUACAAAACUUAACUUCAUUUAUAAAUUUGAAUAUUAAUAUAUGCACAAUGUCAAUGCAUCUUGGCACAGUAUCACGAGGAUGGAGAAUAAUUUAUUUGCUGGUUCUGUUAAGUGAAAUUGCCUGUAAGUGCACAAUUGUACAUGAGGGAAGUUUGAAAAAAAGGCACCAUGUGUAUUAAAUUUAUGCUUAAAGAA
Messenger RNA from Lethenteron reissneri (Far Eastern brook lamprey), 2301 nucleotides. Its product is annotated as ADP-ribosylation factor-like protein 6-interacting protein 1. The record is from RefSeq and is a predicted model, not a curated record. Gene Ontology annotation, biological process: cotranslational protein targeting to membrane. NCBI's taxonomy places the organism in Eukaryota, Metazoa, Chordata, Hyperoartia, Petromyzontiformes, Petromyzontidae. Gene Ontology annotation, cellular component: membrane; Sec61 translocon complex.